GGAGCGGCGGACGGCAGUGUGCUCACAGGGCGCAUGUGGAGGCAGCGACCUGCUGAAUGAAACCAAGCAGAAGAAAUCAACUAAACUUCGCAUUAUUUUUUCCCGCGUGGACUAACGGCACUUUUUUCAUCAAUAAACUUGGUGUGUAAAGUAGUGAAAGUUGGACGCCUGUCAGGAGAUUUUUAGGCAUGGACUGAGCGACAGGAAUAUCGAGGAAGAGCGCUCUCUUCCCUGCUCAUUUAUCUGCACAAACACCCGCUGCGGAAAAAACUGGAUACUUAACGAAAACUUCACUGUAGAGAGGAGUAAACCGGCGCGCUGAGUGACCGAGGAGUUGUACCCAGAGCAAGGUUUGGACAAACCCUCACAGGAGCCAUGGAAAGACUGGAAAUGGCAUGAAAAGGAAACUGAACUGUAACAGGUUGUAUCCACAACUAUGUGUCUUUAAACCCAAGCUGCUGGGAGGUCAAGAGGUGACAUGCCUCUGUAAAACACCACUGGAAACAAAUGCUCUGCCGCCAUGCCUCCGGGGAUGGGGCGUCAUCUUUCAUCGUCAGCAGCCAAAAUGCUUCUCUCUCUGCUGCUGCUUGCCACUGGCUGUCCCUUAACUUCAUUGUCCAGUGGCAUUGUCCAAGGAUCAGACUCAUACCCAUCCAAUCUUUAUCCUACCUUUGUCCGAAAUGACACUCUGUUUGAGCACCUGGCCCUGCAUCCUGACCCCAGUGUGGGUCGGGUCUACGUUGGGGCCCGAAAUCAUCUGUUCCAGUUGGAUCGAUUUCUCCAACCUGAACUCCAGGAUGACACUGGACCCGUCACGGACAGCCGGGACUGCUUGCCUCCUGUAACUAAAACUAACUGCCCUCAGGCCCGAGAAACCAGCAACCACAACAAACUCUUGUUGGUCAACCCUUACUCUAUGGAACUUAUAACCUGCGGGAGUGUCAACCAAGGAAUCUGCCAGAAGCGUAGCCUGGAUUCUGUGGAUCAAGUACUUUUCUCCACUGAGAGGCCGGUGGAUACUCAAUAUGUAGCAGCUAACCACCCUAAUGUUAGUACUGUUGGGCUUGUGGUUCGCUCUCACCCCGAAAGGCAGCCAGUUCUGUUUGUGGGUCGGGGUUACACCAGCAGCCAUCCACCUAUUUCUACACGAAACCUUGCCCAGGAUCCUAUCUUUUCCUAUGAGGAGACUGCCAAGUUGGCAGUGGCUGGGCGCCUCUCCGAAUAUGACCAUCAUUUUGUGGCCUCAUUUGCUCACCGUCAGCAUGUGUACUUCCUUUUCUAUAGAAGGGACCUGCAGUCACCAUCACGAGAGUACAGUACCUACAUCUCUCGUGUAUGUUUGGAUGAUCAGGCCUAUUACUCCUAUGUGGAAGUACCUUUGAUGUGUCGUUCUAGGGCAGGUAAAAUUUACAACCUCCUGCAAGCUGUCCAGCUGGGGCUCUCCAAAGAUGAUGUAGGGAGCCACGGUUCAGAGAUUCUUUUUGGGGUUUUCUCCACUCGUUUGGCUUCUUCAACUCGACCCAGUGAGGAUUCAGCUCUUUGCAUGUUUAACCUUGAAGAUGUAGACCGCAGGAUCGACUCGACCAGAGACUUAUGCUACACACAGAUGGGUAAAGAAGCAGGAGUGGAGGCGGCCUACAUUGAAUAUGAAGUCAAAUCCAACUGUGCCAAUCUACCAGAGAACACCCUGGAUGCCUACCCCUGCGGCUCUGACCACACCCCCAGCCCCAUGGCCAGUCGGAUUGCUGUGGAAGUAGAAACGAUAUUGGAUAGCCCUUCUGCCCGUCUUACUGCUGUGGCUGUCAGCGUCAGGGUGGGAUAUACCAUUGUCUUCCUGGGAGACUCCAAAGGAAAUCUGCACAAGGUGUUCUUGGGGCCAAAUGGUGAGGUUGAGGAGUACUCUGUGAUCUGCAUACAGCAGAAUGCAGCCAUCAGUUCAGAUCUUAUCCUGGAUCUGAAACAGGAGCAUCUCUUCAUCAUGACCCAUAACAUGUUGCAGAAGAGGCCAGUGGCUGAAUGCCAGCAACAUCCAGACUGCCACUCCUGUCUGCUGGCCCAUGACCCUUACUGUGGCUGGUGUGUCCUGCAGGGAAGGUGUGUGUUGCAGUCACAGUGUCCUCGUGGGAGCCACCCAGGCCAGUGGUUGUGGAGUUUUGAUAUGGAGCAGCAGUGUUUGGUGGUCCAGGACCUCAACCCAUCCAAUCUGAGCAGGGAGGAGAGCAGGAUGGUGUCUCUGUUUGUUCCAGGACUUCCAGUGUUAAAAAAAGGGGAGUCAUACUCUUGCUUCUUCCAGAGCAGCCAUAGUCCUGCUACUGUCACUGAAACCGGGGUCACCUGCCAUUCUCCUGACAUGAGCGGGGUACCUAUGGUUCUUCCAGGACAAGAUUUUGUCACAGUCACCUUGUCUCUACGAUUUGGCAACGUCACGGUCGCAGCAAGGGAUUUUACCUUCUACGACUGCACAGCCGUUAAGCAGCUCUCUGGCAGCCAGCCAUGCCAUGGUUGUGUUUUGAGCCAAUGGGGGUGUAACUGGUGUGUCCACCAGCAUUCAUGUACCCACAAGCCUACCUGUAAGGAGGGAGUGAUCAUCUACAACCAACAUUUUAAACUGCCCACCUCUUCUCCUCCUACAACCAAAACUAUUAAAGUCAUCACAACAGCCACUACCACAACAGCUACCCCCACAACAGCUAGUGCCAUGACAACAACAACUGCAGUCCUUCUCACCAUAGUUACCACUCAGGAGCCAACCACCCCUCCUCCUCCACACACUAGCCCUCUGCCAACCCACCCAGGCACUACCCUGCCCCCUCAGCCUCCCACUCUACCACCCAGCACAGCUCCAGGCCUGGAGGUCACCACCAGAAAAGAAGAGGGUGAAGCCUCCGAGAUGAUUGUUGUCACACACAGUAACUUGGAAGAGGGCGCACUUACACCCAGUGUCAUCAUGGCUGCAGCAGAGUUAAUGCCCAUCACUGUGGCUGAUGGUCUUAGUGGAGAUCCGGACACUCUCAUGCCUCUAAUGAUCCCAGACUCCUCCCCAUUGGAGGCGGUGACGGGCUUGCCCCCCAGUGAACGGCAGGCAGCCGGAGAGACAGUGACCCUAGAAGAGUCUCCCACCAUGGCUAGGUCUGGCUUUCCCCUGCCCACACUGUUCCCUGUGGGUGAACCAGCUGACUCUGAGCACUUCCUGACCCAAACUCCCACACUGCUACCGCUGCAAGACUUGCACACUGAAGCAGGAAGCCCAACCGCUGACCCUAAUGUACCUCUCUGGCCAGAAGAAGCAGACCACGGCACCAAGGGUGCCGUCCAGGCAGAAAAUGAUACAGCUACAUUUUCAGCUGCCACCGUCCUCUCAGGUGAUGGGGAGGUUGACCACAUCCCCCAGUCCUACCCCCAGCUGCUGAAUACUGAUUCAGAGCUAGACUACCAGUACGAUCCAUCUGAUGGCUUCCUCCCGGGGGAUGAGGGCUCCUAUGUCAGCUGGGGCUCCUCAGCCUGUCCCUGUGUUGAAAAGGUCCAGGGUUCAUCACUGCUCCCUGUCAGAGUGGAGAGAAAGAUCACUUUACUGGCACACAACCUCCAUCUCUAUCAGGAUGCAGAGCUGGACUACGAGUGUGUGUUGGUUAUUGAGGGGCAGACAGUGGUGGUAGAUGCCUUUGUGGAGCCCGAUGACACGAAUCCAUCGAACUUUGACAUCACGUGUCAACUACACCAGUACACAUACUCAGCUCCAGUGCAGGAAUAUAAUGCCUUGGUGUAUGUGAAGAGGAGGGACACCUUCCAUGUAGACAGUUCUCGUGAUCUCUACGUGACUCUGUACAACUGCUCUGUGGGUCGAUCUGACUGCAGCCGUUGCCACACAGCAGACCAGAAAUAUGGCUGCGUGUGGUGUGGUGGUCCCCGGGCCAGCUGCUUGUUUUCAGACUCCUGCAGUGAACCUGUGCAACAGACGUGCCCUGCCCCCGUCAUACACUCUAUUCAGCCGCUCUCUGGCCUGUUGGAAGGGGGCACCAUGUUGACCAUCUCAGGCUCCAACCUGGGUCAGAAGGCUGAAGAGAUCCUCCACUCUGUGUUAGUAGCUGGGGUGCCCUGCACAGUGAUUCCCAGCCUCUAUGAGGUCUCCUCUAGAAUUGUGUGCAGGACCAAGGCCAGUGGAGGACAGAAGGUGGGCCAUGUGUCUGUGACAGCGAGCAGAGGAGAAUUUGGCCUCUCCAGCCAGGCAUUCAGCUACCAGGACCCAGUUGUGAUGGGGGUGUCACCUGAAAGGGGCCCCAAGGCUGGAGGAACAUCCCUGAAUAUCACUGGCCAAAACCUUCUGACAGGCCGCCCUGCUGACCUCACUAUCACUGUCGGGGGGGUCCCCUGUAACAUUGCAUCAGAGGUGCAGAGUUCCAGUGUUCAGUGUGUGACAGGGAGCAGUAAUAAAACAGGAGAUCACAGGAUCACCCUGCAUUACGGCAGCAUCCAGCGUCACCUUAGCAGCCCCGCCUACCGCUACACCAACAACCCCAACAUUACCCGUGCCGAGCCAGCCAAGAGCUUCCUGCAUGGUGGUCGACUGAUCAAGGUGUCAGGCUCCAACCUGGAUGUGGUGCAGGAUCCUCGAAUGGUGGUGACUCUCUCCCGCUUCCAGUCCAUCAGCCAAAACAAGAAGAGGAAGCGGCGGGGGAAGAGGAGCACAGAGCGAAGGGAGGAAAGUGAGAAGGGACGGCCGGCUAGGAUGGUUCCUGACCUUGUCUGUCCUGGAGACCCAUUCUGCUCUGUUCAGCAGUUCAUUGAGCGCUGUGAGGUGAACUCUUCCUCCCUGAUCCUGUGCCGCUCUCCAAUGGUGGGAUCUUCCAUCUGGUGGUCACGGGUCACUGUGGAGUUCUUGUUAGACAAUCUGCGCUUUGACUUCAGGAGUUUGAACUCUGAGCCAUUUAGCUAUGAGCGUAACCCCACCCUGCAGCCUCUGAACCACCAGGACCCUCUGAAAGCCUACCGCUACAACCCAGGCAGCUUCAUCCAGCUGGAGGGGGAACACCUGGACCUAGCCAUCACUAAAGAGGAGGUGGUGGUGUUGAUUGGUGAGGGGGUGUGCACUGUGAAGACCUUGACCAGCAACCAUCUGUACUGUGAGCCACCUCCUCAGCAGCCAGCACCAGGACAGAACAGCAAGAAGAGAGAGGGCUCCGACAAUCUGCCUGAAUUCACUGUCCAAAUGGGCAACCUUAGCUUUUAUCUUGGCAAGGUUCAGUACGACAACCUCAGCCUGCCCACCUUCCCACUGGAGGCUCAGAUUGGAGUUGGGGUUGGGGCCUCCAUUGUGGUCCUCAUUGUCCUCAUAAUUGUGCUUAUCUACAGGAGAAAGAGUAAGCAAGCUCUCAGGGACUACAAGAAGGUCCAGAUCCAACUGGAGAACCUGGAGACCAGCGUGAGGGACCGCUGCAAGAAAGAGUUCACAGACUUGAUGACAGAGAUGAUGGAUAUGUCCAGUGACCUGGUGGGCUCAGGUAUCCCCUUCCUGGACUACCGUAUGUAUGCUGAGCGCAUUUUCUUCCCUGGCCACCGAGAGUCUCCUCUGAGGCGAGACCUGGAUGUUCAGGAGUGUCGGCGACAGACGGUGGAGCAGGGCCUGGUGCAGCUUUCCAACCUUCUCAACAGCAAACUCUUCCUCACCAAGUUCAUUCAUACUCUGGAGAGCCAGCGGACCUUUUCCCCCCGAGACCGAGCCUAUGUGGCCUCCCUGCUGACAGUGGCGCUACAUGGCAAGCUGGAAUAUUUCACAGACAUCCUCAAGACACUCUUGAAUGACCUAGUGGAGCAGUAUGUGGCCAAGAACCCCAAACUGAUGCUACGAAGAACAGAGACUGUGGUGGAGAAGCUGCUUACCAACUGGAUGUCCAUCUGCCUCUAUGCUUUCCUCAGGGACUCUGCAGGGGAGCCUCUGUACAUGCUGUUCAGGGCCAUAAAGCACCAGGUAGAUAAAGGACCGGUGGAUGCUGUUACUGGCAAAGCCAAGUACACCCUCAACGACAACCGCCUGCUGCGAGAGGACGUGGAGUACAAAACCCUGACACUGAAUGUGUUGGUGCAGGGUGGAGGAGUCAAUGAGACCCAGCCUCUGCCCUCCAAAGUACUGGACUGUGACACCAUCACCCAGGUGAAAGAGAAGCUACUGGAUCAGGUGUACAAAGGCACCUCCUUCUCACACCGGCCGCACGCUGACUCACUAGACCUGGAGUGGAGGUCAGGCGUUGCCGGUCAUCUCAUCCUGUCAGACGAGGACUUGACUUCGGUGGUUCAGGGCAACUGGAAACGCCUCAACACGCUUCAGCAUUACAAGGUCCCAGACGGUGCAACGGUGGCACUGGUCCCUCGUCACACCAAACACAUUCACCAUGACAACCAUGACUAUGUAGCAGGCGAGAAGACUCCGAUGCUGGAGGAUGCAGAUGAAGGUGGAGUGAGGCUGUGGCAUCUGGUCAAGGCCAGCGAGGAGCCUGAGUUGCCCAAACACCGCAGAGGCAGCCUGAGGGAGAGAGAGAGGGCCAAGGCCAUCCCUGAAAUCUACCUGACCCGCCUGCUGUCCAUGAAGGGGACGUUGCAGAAGUUUGUGGACGACCUGUUCACGGUGAUCCUGAGCACCAGCCGUCCGGUCCCGCUGGCUGUCAAAUACUUUUUUGAUCUGCUGGACGAGCAGGCGACACAACACGGCAUCUCCGACCCAGAGACCAUCCACAUUUGGAAGACCAACAGUCUCCCUCUGCGUUUCUGGAUAAAUAUUGUGAAGAACCCCCAGUUUAUCUUCGACAUCCAGGCGUCAGAUCAUGUGGACGCUGUGCUUUCUGUUAUCGCCCAGACCUUCAUGGACUCGUGCACGAUUGCAGAGCACAAGCUGGGCCGGGAUUCACCCAUCAACAAGUUGCUGUAUGCCAGAGACAUCCCCCGCUACAAACAGAUGGUGGAAAGGUACUAUGCUGACAUUAGGCAGACUAUCUCGGCCAGUGACCAGGAGAUGAACUCUGCUCUAGCUGAACUGUCCAGGAACUACUCGGGAGAACUGAACUACCUUGUGGCACUGCAUGAACUCUACAAGUACAUAAACAAAUACUACGACCAGAUCAUCACGGCGCUGGAGGAGGACACCACGGCCCAGAAGAUGCAGCUGGGUUAUAGACUGCAGCAGAUCGCUGCUGCAGUGGAGAAUAAAGUCACUGACUUGUGAUGGAGGAGAAAUCCGUCAGCAUUACAGCGGUAACACCUGCCACUGUUACUGCACUCAGCGUGGGGCACCCUGGCAGUUGAACUGAAAAGCAGGCGAGACGGACGGACUGAGGGCAAGAGAAACUCUUAUUUGGGGGAGGAAAUGAUUUUUGUGCGGGGGUGGUGGGGGUGAAGGGUUGGAAUUAGAGUUCACAUCCCAGCGCCUUUAGUGUUUUUUGGUGACUGCGAACAGAGCUUCAGUGUGGACACUGUGAGACCCCUGUAGAAGCAGGACACUGAAGAGGGAAAAAAAAAGAAAAACCUCAACGAAGUGGACGUGUAAAAGAAGCCAGUCUGUUGCUCUGUUCACUUUAUGAAGAAGAACUCGUUGGAGUGUGUGUUUUAUAUCUCUACAGAACGUGCUGGAGUCAAGAGGUACAGAAAAGCUGGUGGACAGCCUGCUGACUCAGUUUAUGAAGCGGUACCUCUUAUGCCUUGUGUACUUGUUGCUGCUGUAUGGUCAGAAGUUAUUUCUUUCUGUGUGUAUGUAUGGUUUUUAUAUAUAUAUAUGUGUGUGUGUGUGUGUGUGUGUGUGUGUGUUGUGGAUGUGCAGUUAUCCAUACUCCCCUGGCUGUUAAACUACAUUGUUUUGCCACAGUUUAGGUUUCUGUACAACGUGGUGAAGUAAUCGGUUCUUACAUUUUGGAUCUAAGAAUGAAAAGUAAACAGAAAACUGAAUUUUAAGGUCCUUUUUUUUCACAUUUUAGAACUCGUCACUACUUAAAGCAACAUUUUUAAGUCGCUGCCACACUCUACCUCAGCCUACUGUGUUGCAUCAACUGCUCUCAUUUUCUUUGGCAGAACCUGACUGAUUACUGCUCAGCCAAUCUUGGGCUGUUACACAUGUGUCUGUAUUGAUGUACAAUUUGUCUGAUUUGUGCUAAUAUAUUUUUUCAAACACAACUGAAAGAAACCGAAAAGUUGGGAUUAUUUAAAAAUGUUAGUUGUCUGUAGCACGAAUACCAGAGCAGCAUCGCAGCUGAAGAGACAGCGCUGCACUAAGCUGGUAACUAGUUUAAAUAUUUUCUUUAGCAAUACAAAUAUAACGUACUGUAAGAAUAUCAGCUGAUAUGUUAUCAGAGGUUUUUUUUUUUUUUUGCUUCCUAAAAAUCAAUAUCAGCCCCAGUAAUCCAUCAUUGGUCAGGCUCCAGUUGUCAGCCCAGCAAAAACACUAAUAUAUUCCUUUGAGGCAGUUCCAUCUAUCAGUACAGCAGCAACGUGCAGACCUGCCUUUACACCCCCCACUGGGCUGCUGUAAACACACACAGUUUCACACAUUUCCUGUUUGAUUCCUUCCGUGUGUGAGAGAUUAGAAGCAGGACGUGCUUGUUAAAGGUACUUAAACCCCGCUGAGUUUACGGUUUUUGUUUCUUGCUUUUAUGCAUAUUUGUGUGGAUGUGUCUGUCGUGUACGAGUCACUGGAAAGUCAAUAGAGGAAAAUGAAGUCCCUCUGUAAAGAAACUUCAUGUUGUUAAAGUGCAGUCAUAGUGUGCACUGCGGUUUUUAUUGUUUUUCUAUUUUGAACAUUUUAACAUUCCUUUGGACAUUGUAUAAAUCCCAGCUCACCACCUUCCGCUCCAAGCUGAGACAAUGAUUUGCUGAUGGACACUGUGGUUUGCGUAUCGUUCUUGUACUGGACACAGUGUGGCACUGGUUUUUGUCUUCCACAUAGACAAAAAAGAGAGACAACCUGAGGCAGUGAAUUCAGCAUAAGGCUGUUGCCAUGUUGACUCUUUGAUAUAUGUGGAUAAAAAGGUUGAACACCAAGUUAUCAGCUGGCAAUAACUGACUUGCUUGAUUAAAAAAGUGAACAAAAUAACUGAUAUAAACGAGCUGAAAGCAGCGAUACUGUCUGUGGAAACUGGGUUGCCUAUUCCACUGAUACACGAGGACCAAAUAACAGUGAUGAACUACCACAACCGCUUGUGACUUGAGUUCAUCGGUGAGUGAACAUUCUGGCUGUCUCACCUUGUCAGGUACUCCCACAGGCUUCCAAGCAUGUAAAUCUACUGUUCUUUGAGGUCUGCUUACUGAUGUCGUUCUUUUGAUGAAGAGUCGAUGAUUGAUGGAGAAAUGGUGAUCUGGUACGUGAGAAGCUGAUGCUUGUUGAACGGGAGUCUGUAGCCAGAGAUGUUUUGUAGUCAUACCCUGUAUAUAAAAGAUGUACGUAGUCACAGCAUUCCUGCGUUAGUAAAGUCCCAGUUGAGUGUUGUCACCAUCACCAGCUUAGCUCUUUGAACCCAAUCAGGGGGCUGGAUCUGAUUGGGAAACCGAGGGACACUACAUGCUCAUUGGCUAAUGAUUCAUCAAUCACCAGUCUGUAGCCAAUGAGCAUGUUUUAAUUUAUCCUCGUCUUUGAUUCUCAGGAUCAUAAUUUACAAAAUGAAAUUAGUAUCCAGUUUGACUUGAAACCCUCAAUUGACCCAUAACCUCACCAGGAAAGUGUUUACUGAGGUCACAAACAGGCACUGCAGAGUCAAUCCUGCUGCCCAUUAGUAACAAUGUAGGUUUAAGUCAUUUCCACAUGGGCUUCACGUUUCAGCCCCUGAAGCUACAUCAGUCCAAUAUAAACAGAAUUUACAUUUGUAGCCCACACCUAGCUGGCAACAAUGGCCUUAAAGGCAUUUGGUGGCUACGUCCCUCUUCUGUAUGCAGUUCAUGGUCCUGCAGUUGUGUGUGGCAUUUUAAUAACUUGAUUAUACUUCUCCUGGCUCAGUAGGUAUAGUUGCUUAUAGCUUAGCAGGGGUGGGUAUGGUCGGACAUAUUUGUUGGUGAUGGUCUUUUGUCGAACUCUUUCUCCUUUAGUAUUUGCUCUUUAUGUGGGGAAGUUAUUAGUUUCAGAUGACUGCAGGCAUGAAAAUUGAUGGCGAAACAGAUUUUGACGCAACUCCAGAAACCAUAUACCAGAGUUUUAGUAGAGUGUGUGUGUGUGUAUACAUAUUUUUAAAAAGUGUGUGUGAUUUUUUUUUUUUUCUCAGAUCUGCUGUUGUUUAAUGUUUUAAUACACAGUACUACAAGCUGUAAAUUAGAAAAAGGUAAAGCACUGACUCAAGUAUGUCAGUACUCCCCUCAGUACUUGUGUCCAUACACGCAACCCACCCCCAUUCAAAGAAGACUGUUGCUGUGUGUCAGCUUAAGCCUGAAGUAUGUAAUUCCCAGGGUUAGUGUGUCAGAAUGUAGUCCAUACAUUUGUCACUAAAUUACAUAAAACAGCAACUAAUGACUCAUAUGAAUAUACGGGGGUUUGUUCAUCUGGAGCUGAGAGCUCGGUGAUGACAGAGGAACCGUCUGAGGGAAAGCUGUAACUUAGGCUGUAUAAAUCUGGCGGUGUAGAGCAGGCUCUGCAAGGAGCAGUUUUAGGAUAUUUCUUAUUUUGUGUGUUAAUAUCAUUGUACAUACUGAUUUUAAGGUGUAACUGUAGUGAUUUAACCUGUUUAAUAAGAGAAGGUGAAAAUUCUCACAAAUAAAGUAUUCUUUAAAGCUG
This is a messenger RNA of Archocentrus centrarchus (flier cichlid), 10735 nucleotides long. It is a transcript of the gene plxnb1b, whose product is annotated as plexin b1b. The transcript is spliced from 39 exons. Gene Ontology annotation, biological process: negative regulation of cell adhesion; axon extension; regulation of cell migration. Gene Ontology annotation, cellular component: semaphorin receptor complex; plasma membrane. The coding region runs from base 521 to 7213 and encodes 2230 amino acids. Lineage: Eukaryota; Metazoa; Chordata; Actinopteri; Cichliformes; Cichlidae. The record is from RefSeq and is a predicted model, not a curated record. Gene Ontology annotation, molecular function: protein binding; semaphorin receptor activity.